This is a messenger RNA of Pungitius pungitius (ninespine stickleback), 7473 nucleotides long. Its product is annotated as sorbin and SH3 domain-containing protein 1. The transcript has 28 exons. The record is from RefSeq and is a predicted model, not a curated record. Bases 345 to 4736 code for a protein of 1463 amino acids. Gene Ontology annotation, biological process: cell-substrate adhesion. Gene Ontology annotation, cellular component: cytoplasm; cell-substrate junction; nucleus. NCBI's taxonomy places the organism in Eukaryota, Metazoa, Chordata, Actinopteri, Perciformes, Gasterosteidae. Gene Ontology annotation, molecular function: protein binding.
UGUUGAGUGGGUGCCACAUUCCUGUGUGGCAUGUGGUGACAGCUCCAUCUGAGCACGCCUGUUGUCAAAAACAAACAGACCCCCUGCAGAGCGAGGGUCAAGGUCAAAGCUGGGACCGUCCCGCCCAGACGAGACCCUCAAAGCUGAGCCUGACGCCCCAAGAGGCUCCACAUGGAAGCCAAUGCCCGCCGACUGAGGACACGCCGAGCUCCUCGUCUCCGAGGGCUCUCCACAAGGGGGCAGCGUGAGACCAAGCACCACUCCCAGUAAGUCAUCUCCCUCUCAAAACCAUCCCAUCACAACCUCGAGCCGCCUGCUCUGUCAGGAUCACGCCGCUGACGACCAUGAAAGUCUCUCCUGACCUGAUUCCUGCCGCAGAUCUGGACCCCAGCAGAGUGUGCAAGGGGAAAGGAGUGGUGACCCUGAGGGCCACCCUCAUCCACAUAGACGACGAGGGCCGCAUCAGCUCGGAGCCAAACGCCAUCACAACGCCAAGUGGCUGGACAGGCCACAUUAAUGGAGACAGCUCUAAAGCAGGAUUGGCGGAGGGAGGCAGCAACAUCAGAAGUGAUUUACCGCCUCCUAACAACCCCCGGUGCCAGGCCAUUUCCCCAGAGAGCCUGAAAGAGAAUCAGGCUCCAUCCUCGGCCAACGCUCCCAGCUGUAUCACAUCGACCUCCAGCUCUGUUUAUCCGUGCACCAGCACGGCUAACCCCACAAUAGUGCUGCUGCAACACAACAGAGAGCAGAAAAAGCAUCUUAAUCAUUUCAAAGACCCAACCCCAGAGAAGGACAAAAGCCCGGAUCCUGGCAGAGACUCGGUCAGUGCGGUCCCGGACAUGGACUGGACGAGGCUGCAGCUGUCCCUGCACUCGCCCGUCCUCGGUCCUCUCAACAAGCCCAUUGUCCCUGUGCGGAACACUGACAAGUCCAAAGACUGGUACAAGACAAUGUUCAAACAGAUACACAGAAUACCCGAGCCUAUUGAGGAAAACCCUUACCGCCCUACCUACAUUUUCCCCGACAACUCUGACAUUCAGAUGAAAUCCAAAGAUGACUGUCCCACGCCCUUGGGUUACUUGGAAGAUGUGCGAGCUGUUCCUCGCUCCAGAAGCGACGCAGAGGUCGAUUCGAGAGGCCGGUCGAUGCCCGUGCCAACGCGCUCCUCGUCCCUCACACCCUCCGCCAAAAGGAACGAGUGGGAGCCCCCGGAUAAAAAGGUGGACACCAGGAAGUACCGCGCCGAGCCCAAGAGCAUCUUUGAGUACGAGCCGGGCAAAUCGUCGGUGCUGAAGCUGGAGAGAACGACUCAGGAGGUAAAUCCAGAAGAUGUAGAUAUAGAGAAUGAGCCAUGGUAUAGAUUCUUUUCAGAGAUGGAGUUUGACAAAGCGAGUGCCCCCUCUUUCAGCCCCCUGGAAACAGCCUCCGACCUGCAGCAGUACUCCUCGAGCAAGUCUGGACACAGCGAGGUGGAGAAAGACGGGGGAUCAUCCACGGGUGAGCCUGGGGCUCCAGAAUGCGACCGCCAUGUUUACAAGAGUGUCCUGGAGGGCGGCGACAUUCCCUUACAAGGUCUACGGGCCCUAAACAAGCGCCAAGCCGGCUCCUCCUCAUCUAAAGUGGAUUAUAAAGGUGGGAAUGGCUAUAUAAUUUCACCCUGCUCCUCUGUAAAUAGUCGGUCGGUUCUUGCCAGUAAUGCAAUAGGUAACCAGUGUAAGAAUAUGAAGCCUCUUUCUGCUGCCAAAGCCCGCAUACCCCAAAUCCUGCCCUCUAAGUUCAAACCCAAGCUGCUGCCACCCAGUGGUGACAGUCAGGAGAGCAGGGCCCAAGCUGCCAGGCACCCGAAGGCCCACAGCUGUGAGGAUCUGUACACAGGGCCAUGUGACCCGGACUUUGCCGCAGCCAAGGAAAGGGAGAGUGGCCCACAUUUGGACUGUAGUUCAGAGUGUGCGGACGGCCUCGGGAAUGUCUCCCCCGCGAUCCGAAGGAGCGCAUCGGAGUUCUCCAGCCUGUACCGGACCAUGCAUCAAAUCCAGCGGCCCAGCUCGGCCGGCUGCAGCCCCAACGGCAGCGUCCGCAGCCUGGCCUCCCUCUUUGAGAGGUCCCAGGCCGACGGGGGCGAAAGGUCAGAGGCGGACAACGGGGGCGACAUUCCACGAGAUGCCGUAUUGUCGCGGGUCAGCGAGUUUGAAAUGAUCAUCCAGCGGACCAGCCCGGGACCCAGCCGCUCCUCCUCCCUGCCCACCCUGCACACCGCCAACAGCCCCACCCACUUCCACGUUACGGCUGCCGUGUCAGUGGAGUCACUCGCGGCCGCUGGCCCCUCCCAGAGGGAUGCCCGUUCCCCGUUGGAGGCCGAGGGCAGGAGCGGUGGGGAGGAGGCCCCGUCACCAGCCGUGGAGGAGGCCACGCCCCCCUCAGAGGACGGACACGAUGUCCGGACCGACUCCUCCUCUAACACAGAGGCAGAGGUGGAGCUGAUCUUCAGUGAGAGUUCCACAGGACUGAACCACCAAAAUGUGGGUGGAUCAAACAGUCCCUCUGCCCUGCUUACAUCAUCGCCUCCGCAACACAACCAUGUCCACCACCACCACCUGCACCACCUGAACCAUCAACUCCUAAAACCCAGCAAAUGCAAAGGCUCCUGCCCGGCGUCUUACACCCGCUUCACCACCAUCCUGAGGCACGAGAGGCAGCAGGCCUCGACUCAACCGGAAAGGCCGGCGCCGCUGGAGAAGAAGACCACGCUCCCCGGGAACCUCUUUCUCAUGGGCCCGGCUCCCUUCAGGUUGCGGAAAAAUCAGCAGUCCCACCAGAGUCGGAGGAGCCUGCAGGCCACGAAGGUGAUGGCGGGCGCCCAGAGGCCCGGCCCUUUUUCUCCCGAGCCCAGACCUCAGAUCCCGCAGCGCCUGUCCUCUCUGGAGGUCCUGGAGAGGCUGAGCAACGGAGAGGAAAGCCACACUGACCACCUGAGUAACGGGCAGGGCCUGGACGCCAACGGGAACCUACUGCAGCUUCUGGCAGCUCACUGCAGAGACCCGUCCCCAGUUCUCGGGGAGAGCCCGGAUGAGGCGUUGCGACGGCGUCAAGGGGACAAAGAGAAAAUGUUGGAGGAGCAGCGGCGGCUGAAGCGGGAACAGGAAGAGGCCGACACAGCGUCCCGGCGACACACAGGCAUCGUCCCGACCCGCCACCAGUUCAUCACCAACGAGCGAUUCGGAGACCUGCUCAACAUCACAGAUAACACGGAGAAGAGGAAAUCAGGCAUGGAGAGAACUCCAGCCAUGGCUCGCUUUGACUUCAGAGCGGAAACUCUGAAGGAGCUACCGUUUCAGAAGGGAGACAUUGUCUACAUCAUUCGACAGGUGGAUCAAAACUGGUAUGAAGGGGAACAUCAUGGAAGAGUUGGAAUUUUCCCUCAAAGUUACGUCGAGCUCCUUCCCCCAACGGAGAAAGCCCAGCCAAAGAAGAGUGCUCCGGUGCAGGUGCUGGAAUACGGCGAGGCCGUCGCCCGCUUCAACUUCAACGGGGACACGGUGGUGGAGAUGUCCUUCAGGAAGGGGGAGAGGAUCACGCUCAUUCGGAGAGUCGAUGAAAACUGGUACGAGGGCAAAAUCUCCGGCACCAACCGCCAAGGCAUCUUCCCCGUCACCUACGUGGAAGUGAACCGGCGGCCCCGCGUCAAAAACGGGGUGGAGUACCUGGACCCCCCGGUCAGCCAGUCGCCGCAGCGCAGCACCAACGCCUCCCCUCAGCUAUAUCGUAACCGUCUGACCACCUCCCCGCUGCCCCUCCCGCGCUCCCCCCGUCGCUCCGUCUCUCCCAAAGUCCACGCCAUCUCCUCCGAGUGGAUCUCCCUGACCGUGGGAGGAGGGAGCCCCCCGACCGCACCCACCCCCCCCCUGCCGCCGCUGCCCUCCGUGUCGUACCGCUGCGGCGAGUACCUUCCCCCGCCCUACUCUGCAAGCCCCGUGCCCCCCCUCACCGGCAGCCCGUACUUCAUCUCCCCCAUGGCUUCCCCAUCCGCCUCGCCUCUCCCCCCGCCUUAUCCGCCGAGACCCACCUCAACCACCCCCUUCCUCACGUUCACCCCACCCCAGGGCGGGGACUUCCUGCUCCGCCCUCACUCCCCACGCCUGUCACGCAGUGUGAGCCCCUGUGGAGGGCCGGUGCUGGAGGGCUGGUUGAGGGGGGAGAAGGAGUUGACAGAGGGGGAAAUCCCAGAGGGGGACGGGGGCCACGGAGCCCCGGGAGGCAGGCGAAAUAGCCCAGCAGAGUUUGUGAAGAACGAGGCUGACCAUCAUGGACGGAGCUCCCAGAGUCCUGUGAUGCUGUUUGACAUCCAAGAUAACAACAAUGUCAACUAUUUCACGGAGGCAGUGUGUAAUGAGAUCUUGAAUAUAGCUGAGACCUCGGUGAGGUACUGCAGCACCCUGUCCCACCACCCUCGUGACUCUGUCCAUAGAAUGCACCCCCAGCCCAGUAAACACUCUCUCAUCAUUUCCCAGCAACCCCAGUCCCACAGCAGCAGCCCAGAGCCAAACCGUCUCAACGCUGGAAUUUUCCAGGCGCUUUACAGUUACGCGCCGCAGAACGAGGACGAGCUGGAGCUGCAGGAGGGCGAUCUCGUCAGUGUCAUGGAGAAGUGCGAUGACGGCUGGUUUGUCGGAACCUCAAAGAGGACAAAACAGUUUGGGACGUUCCCCGGGAAUUACGUGAAGGAGGCCAAACUGUAACGUUAAUCUGGCUGUAACACAUGGUCGCCUGUCAAGCUUGGGAAGUCACUACUAUCUUGCAUGGCUGUUGGGUAGCGUAGUCCUUUUGUCUGGGAAAGUGUUUGGUUGGUCCUGAGGUAUGUCAAACUGCACGAGGGAGGCGAAUACAGAGACCGCUCGCUGCCCAAACCUCAGCACGCCCAACACCUUGACAACGCUUCACACACUCUCCUUGACAGAAUCCGGUCUGUCUCCACGUGAGGAAUUCCUCUGUGACAACCUAACUCAAAGUAGCGUCUAUUGUGCAGAUGAUAGCUUCCAUCCUGUCCAUGUCUUCUAGAGUACAUAAGUGUUUACGUAGCACCUCAGUGGGGAGGCGGGCAGCAGAGCGCUGUGCGGGUUAACGAGUGGUUAUUUUUACCUGAACGGGACCUGGGAGGAUUCACAGCGGGGUUUUUUAACGAGAUGUGUGGUUGGAGCUGUUUGGCGCGAGCUACCUUUCAGGACCAGAGGGGUUCAUCACGAUUAGCGAAGUGCGAAGCAAACCAAGGGAAAACCUUCAGUGUUAACAGACGUUAAAGUGAAUGUGGCGGUCCGUUCCUUCCGUCUUUGGUCAUGUAGCGCACAUCCUCUAUCUUGCUGGAUUUUUGUGCCUCUUCCGCUUAGUAGCUCGCGCUAGACGCCUUGCACUUACCUUCCUGUUUGGUCUUUGAGAGAUAUAACAUAACAAGAUUUUAAUAGAUUAAUCACAAAAAAAAGAUAUUUCAUGUUUAAAGUGAAGCCAACACGGUGUCUCAGAAUAUAAUCAUCAUUUUUAAUAGCAUAUUGAGAUUUUAAUCAUGCCCCUACUGACAAUAUUCUAUGUCUUUUUGUGUAAAUGUGUACAGAAAACUUUUAAGAGGCCUUACAAAUAUGGCUCCAUAUUUUCAUAUGUAAUGUCGACAAUUUGGGUUAUAAGCUACGUGGAAUGAUAGAAAUGAGAAGCAUGAGCACAACGUGCACAAAGGUUGACAGAUCAAAUCGGAGCUUGAAACACGACCGGCCAUCGCCUCAACAUUUCGCCGCCUUUAGCUUAAAGCAUUAGUAGCGAUGACAGUCUGCUCUUUGAGCCUUAAUCGCUCCCUACGGAAGAUCGCUUUGAAUUAUCUUUUAUUAUCGGAAGCCCUCUCACCGAGCUCCGUCAGAUCCUGUAACAGAGACGCCCCUCCGCGCACACGGGUCCAAAGACGAUCGCUAUAGUUUGUUCUCGGCAUCUUCAUCAGAUUCCUCGCUGUCAUCAACCGGCGCACUGUGCUCAUCAAUCCUUUGCAGGGCUCGUCUUAGGACGGAGUAGCUCUCGCUGCUUGUUGCGACCUGCUCGGACUGGCUGUGUGUGGGGAAAUCACUGGGGAAGUAACGUUUAUUCCAGGUGCACUAGUGUGACUAUCUGAUCCUCCACGUAGCCGGAUCCUUUGCCCCAAUCCACACAUUUCUAAUCAAAUGGUGCCAGACCAUCAUCGGGCCUACCUGUUAGCAGGACUCUUUAUGAGUGCACAGAAUCAGUAACACAACGUCAAGUAUUAGAAGAAAGACUUACUACUAGCAGUGUACAUUUUCUGUAACUUUGUCUUCUCAAUGUGUUUGCUACAGCCGUGCAGUGAUGAUAAACAUUUGUGGUUUGAAGCUGUAAGUGGCUGCCACAUAAGUCAUGUAUGAAGUUUAAUAACUAACUAAAUGCAUUCUUGCAACAAAAAUCAGUAGCAGUGUUUCAUCUUUUUUUCUGACUUUCCCUUCUGACUGCCUUCUUUUUGCCAACAUAUCUGAUAAGGAAUGUUUCAAGAUAGCACGCCAUAUUAUGGGUUUGCCUGUGUAGCACUGAUAUGAUAUUCAGGUGUUUGUUACACCACAAAAGCACGUUUUCCCCUCCACUGCUGGCUAAGAUUAUGUUUUGCUCCGCCUGGCAUGUCGGUUGGACCUGAAGGCUCGUCCAACACUGAUGUGUUUCCCUGACAGAACAAAAGAUUUGCUCCACCUCGCACACACCACACGGUGGACAAAUAAACACAAUCGACACGACUCAACCCAUAUUGUUCCUGUGAUAUUGUGCAUACACCACAGGAACUAUGAAUGUACGAAUGUAUGAAUGCGGUGCGACGCACCAGCAAUGUGUAAAAAAACAAAAACACGUGUCAGUGUUUUCACCUUGAAUGAACAUGCAGACUACAGCGAGCCACAAGAAGGAUUGUAAAUAUGUAAAAUAAGAAAUAGACUGCGAGUGGCGGGACGUCCGUCACUCGCAGCGCUUUAUUUACCUGAAGGAUCUUUGUGGCAAAGCACAGAGCGGAGCGUUACUGAGCACAGGGAGUUUGAAGCAUAUGAACAUUACGCUGCCAUUUGUGACGAUCAUAAUGCCUUAUGUUAGAUGCAAAAUUGUGCCUCAUUUUCAUUUAGUUUUCUUUUUUUGGGGUGGGAGGGGAGGGGGGGGGACUGCGAUCAUUAUCGUGUACCCGUGACAUAUUUAAUGUAACCAUUAUUCAUAAUCUCUAUGAUGGGAGAACAUGUGUCAGUUAUUGUGCAAAAGUGUGACUCAAUGCUUUAACAUAAUGAUUUAACAAUCAUGAGAAAGGAGUCGCUUGACGAGACACACAACCUGCAACAUGUUUGUUUGUUUGUUUGCUUCAAUUUGCAGUGCUGUUACAUUGAUAAUAUUAAAAUAAAGAUACUAUACACUGCUGUGACUUCGGUAUUAUGCAAUAUUUAAUAAACCGUUUGAACCAUU